Cryptosporidium muris RN66 is the source of this 1047-nucleotide messenger RNA. Its product is annotated as arginine N-methyltransferase protein, putative. Gene Ontology annotation, molecular function: protein-arginine N-methyltransferase activity. Gene Ontology annotation, biological process: peptidyl-arginine methylation. NCBI's taxonomy places the organism in Eukaryota, Apicomplexa, Conoidasida, Eucoccidiorida, Cryptosporidiidae. The coding region runs from base 1 to 1047 and encodes 348 amino acids. The record is from RefSeq and is a predicted model, not a curated record. The transcript has a single exon.
AUGGAUAAGUAUAUUAAUGGGUAUAGUGAUGUUUCAGUUCAUCAUUUGAUGCUUAAGGAUGAUGAGAGAACACGUUCUUAUAUGGAAGCUAUUGAAAAUUGUAGGGAACUUUUUGAAAAUAAGAUAGUUCUAGAUGUUGGUUGUGGUACAGGAAUCCUGUCAUUAUUUGCAGCUAGAAAUGGUGCAAAGAGGGUAUAUGCUAUAGAAUGUAGUGAAACAUUUUACUUAGCAAAGCGUAUAGUUGAAGAUAAUGGUAUGUCUAGCAAAAUUCAGGUUAUUUAUGGGAUAAUUGAAGAAGUCGAACUACCUAUAAAGAAAGUAGAUAUCAUUGUUUCAGAAUGGAUGGGAUUCUAUCUUUUACAUGAGGGAAUGUUGGAUAGUGUGAUAUAUGCUAGAGAUAAAUGGUUAGAUAGAAGUAAUGGCCUAAUUUUUCCUUGUUUAGCAACGAUCUAUAUAUCUUUAGCUAACAUCUCAGAAUUUUGGAAUACCAAUUUUGAAAGCUUUGAUAACUUUUAUGGUUUUGAUUUUUCUGCGUUAAAAAAAACUUUACUUUCAACUUAUCUCAAUGUACCGUCCAUUAUAAGUAUUUCAGAUGAAGCUGUUAGAAAUUCUUCAGUUGAGAAAGUUUUUUUUCUAAACCUUUAUAAAAUUAAUAGGCAAGAUCUUGAUGAUCUUAAAAGGGUUGUAAUAAUUAAAGUUACUGAUACAAUCGAACAGGUUCAUGGAUUUGCUUUUUGGUUUGAUGUACAAUUUCCCUCUAAAAGUGAGACUGAACGAAAUAUGCAAAGGAAUGAAGCUCAAAUCUUGUGCAAUUACGAUCAACUAAUACUGAAUACUGAACUAUGCUGUUAUAAAGAAGCAGUAGUUCUUUCAACUUCUCCUUAUUCAAAGGCAACACACUGGAAACAGAGUAUAUUAUUGUUACAUAGUCCACUAAAAGCAAACAAAAACUUAAAUUUGACUUGCAAAGUAUCAAUGAACAGAAAUAGAAAUGAAUCUCAUCGUUUCUACUCAAUAUCUGUAGAUGUUAUAGAUACUAAUGAAUAA